CAUUGUGCCAGCUUAUGCACAGCCCUUACCUUCCCUCCGAUCCAUAGCCUAGUCUCGAGCCCGUGUCCGUUGCACGAUACACCGAAAGCAGGCGAAGCCUGUCCUUCGGCGUCCGGUAGCCAGCGCUCGCAGAGUUAAUAGCUGGUUUGAGGCUGGGGCUGGUGUUGAAUCGUUAUGGUACCCUUUCGACACAGGCACUCACGGGAAGCACGCCGAAGCCACGAACAGACGCAUAACUCGAACCCCUUCGAAUGGAACGCUGAGCGCGACAAGUACAUCAUGACGUUCCCUAUUCACCCCCUGCCUUCCAUGCAGGCACCCUUCGAAGAGUCCAUGCUUGACGCAACGGGGGAGACUGGCUACGCACCUUUCCAGAACCCCAACAAGACCAUUGAGCAGCGCCAACAACUGCUCUGCAGAGACGUUGAGGCGGUUGACCUGGAGUGGAAUUUCACAUACAAUUGCCAUUGGAGAAACCAUCCGAAAGGAAAAUACCACCCGCUGCUCAAGACUAUUGCGCAAAUCGUCUUCGGCGUACAUCUCCUCCACCAACACCUAGAGAAGUCCGUCGCAGACGUUGCCGAUAUCUUGUUAAAGCACGUCAACGAGCUCGACAGCUUUCUACAGCGGGCCAACGAGGAUGUUGAGGGCAGCCUGAGGGACAUGUUAUUUCGUCGGAAAUGUUUGAAGGUGCCCAUGGAGCAUGUCAACGAGUUCGACCGCCUGCUCGACGACCGCAUGUAUCGAGCACAGCUUCUGGACGGCAAUGUCACGAUCGAACGGACCAUCAAUCGCAUGUCAGAGCUGCUCAAUGACUACCUCAUCGACAUGAGUACGUUUCGGGACGCGAACCAGGAUUUGCACAUAUAUCUUAGCAACCUUGGGGACGCGUGGGCAGAAGACAACGAUGAUGUUGGACGGAUUUACUCAGCCAUGUGCGGCAACACUGCUGGCUGGGCUCAAUUUCUCCAAAGCCUCGUUGCCAAAUCAGAAAAACUUGGGGUCGUGCUUGUGCAGGUCAGCAGCUACUGCAAUGAAAUCGAGAAACGUUGUGGAGCUGCUAGUCGACGUUCUCUGAUUGCAAGCCGAUCUUCAUCGCGAAACUCAAACUCGCGAGACACGGCACGGUCCUUCCGCAGCUUUUCAGAGAAUAAGCCGCUGCCUAUGGUGCCAAAUGAGAGACCACCCUUCAUGACAUCUCCGUUGGCAAAUAGUGAGGCGGGUUCUGGUGAUGAUGGCGCGAUUAAAAGACGUCCCAGCAAUCGAGCGGUACCCAGUGCAACAAGUCAAGUUAGGAUUGUUGCAAAUUCAGACUCAGACGAGUCUUUAAAGCGGCGCGACACCGAAUCGUCAUCAACUGUCGCUCCUGAAAAGCGCCCUCGUCCACCUGAAUCCGAGAAACAGCGAGAGGGUGACGUGAAGGACACUGAAUUCUAUCAAGACAGCUCUUCAUCUGGCCAUGACGCAGAUGUAGAGACAGAUACACGUGAUGAUCCGGACCUGUCGAGAGCUAACAAAGGGAAACGGCCGCAAUAUCCUUUGCAUUCAGAUAGUGAUACGAGCGACACGAUAGUUCCAAAGCGAAUCGAAGUGAGAGGAGUAAAAGGAGAUGGCAGUCCGCCGUUGACGGGAAAAGAUUCUGCGUACUCGUCGGUGUCUGGUGGGUCAUUUGCGUCUCCCAUGGUAGUACAACCUCGCUCAGCUUCGUCUCAAUCUUCGUAUCCGCGCGCCCAGUUUGGACUAUUCCCCAGCAGUUCCCCUGGUACCCCUAAGCACUCUAUAUCCGGACGCCACGGUGCCAUGUCUCCUGCAUUUUCAACGCCGAAGAUGCCCGACCAACCGGCAUAUUAUCCUGUACAGCGCUCCCAGUCAUCUCUUGACAACCAUAAUUCCUCGUCGCGGCGUCUCCUAAAGAAGUCGUCCCUCUCAUCGCUCAAGAGACUGUUCAGUAAAAAGAAGCAGAGCUCCGUAGAUACAAUUGCAGAGUAAUCCGGUUUCUGUUUUCAGCGG
Molecule: messenger RNA, 2010 nt
Organism: Lindgomyces ingoldianus
Lineage: Eukaryota; Fungi; Ascomycota; Dothideomycetes; Pleosporales; Lindgomycetaceae
Exons: 2
Coding region: 175-1989 (604 amino acids)
Source: RefSeq, a predicted model, not a curated record